Messenger RNA from Vigna angularis (adzuki bean), 1929 nucleotides. RefSeq lists its product as uncharacterized. The transcript has a single exon. The record is from RefSeq and is a predicted model, not a curated record. NCBI's taxonomy places the organism in Eukaryota, Viridiplantae, Streptophyta, Magnoliopsida, Fabales, Fabaceae. The coding region runs from base 93 to 1469 and encodes 458 amino acids.
GGAGUGAAGUCCAUAAUGUUUCAUUCAAUGAUUUUGUAGGAAGACACAUAUUUGAGAGUUGGAGAAGAAGAAAGAGGAAGCAAAGAACAAGGAUGGUGGAGUUGGUGUUGUUGUACAAGAACCCAUUGCUCCACGCAUCACUCUCCCUGAUCCUCGUCUUCACCUUCGCCUUCUUCAAAAUUCCCCUCCUUUUCCUUCAUGCUCUCCAGACCUACAUCCACCCCGAUUCCCAACCCCAAUCCAAUGGCCUCAGAGCCGCCAUCCGUCGCCCCGGCAUCGACGGCUACCAGCCCCUCUCCUCCAAAACCGCCGCCGAACUCAAGAAGAGGAACAAGUCCAACAAGGACAAGCCCGAUUUUGACGAAAACAAUGCCCAGAUCUUCAGACUCACGCUCGACCAUGCACAUCUCCAGUCCCGACUCUUCGUCGAUCAGUACUGCGUCGCUUUCACUCUCUCCUUCGCUGCCCUUUUCUCCCUCUUGCUCCACCACUUCCUCCAAUCGCCCCCGAAUAAUGGGUUCUUCGCCAACGGGGCUUUCGUUCCCAUUCUUUUAUCAAUUUUGAGUCUUUACAUGUGGGGGACGUUGCUCAUUAAGGUCACGUUCGAGAGAUCCGCGUCCAGGAGGUCCGACAAGCAAUUGAGCAUUUUUUUUGGGGUUUUGGGGCUUUGCUUUGGGCUUUUGUUUCUUCCUGAGGGCGUGUCUUCGGUUUUGGAGUUCCAUUUUGAGGCUCCUAUCGAUGGGUUUUUGAGGGUUUUCGUUGCUGCAUUGAUGGGGUUCCUUGCGGGGUGUUUGUUCAUUCCGGCUUCUAGAAGUGCUCGUUGUUUUUGGCUUGGGACUGAUCAGAUAGGUUGCAAUUUGUCGAUGAUAACUUGUGGGUGGUUUACUCGUGCGAUCCUUUAUGCAAAUCAGGUGUUAGUUAUAUUUGUAGCUCUGUUGUGGAUAAGCCCCUUGGCUGAGAUUUUUGUGAAUAGUGGAGAUGGUGCGGCAAAGAGUGGAUUUGGUAAUGCGGAGAAAUUGGUGGGGAAAAUGGGGUUCUUGCCUUCUGAUUUUGGUAGCUUUAGGAAGUGGUGCUUGUUGGGUUCUAGUUUGUUGCAGAUUGUGGCUUUGAGGCCUAACCUGCAGAUGUAUCUGAAUGAAGCUUUGUUAUCUUGGUACCAAAGGCUUCAUGCUAGCAAGGUUCCUGACUUGGAUUAUAGUAGGGCAAAGAUGUUUCUUCAUAAUCACUACUUGUGCCUUGUGGUUUUGCAGUUCCUUGCCCCUCCUGUGCUGGUUCUUAUCUUUCUUGGCUUGUCACAUAUUGAUGGUGGUUCUUUUGGAAAUCUUACGAUGUUGAGUGAUUUACUGCCCAGGUUUGCUUUCAUCAGGGAAGUGACUUUGUUUUUGGCUUGGUGGGUAACCUUCCUCUGGGCACUGUUCUCCUCGGCGAUCCUUAUGCUACAUCGCCACUGUGUUUUAUAUGUUUCUUGAUCGAGCUUUAGUUUUUAUGAGUGCGAUUUAUUGGGCCUUUCGGUGAGCCUUUUAUAAAUACUUUCAUUUUGAGAAGAUUGCUGGACUUGUAACUGAAGUUUUGCAGGUUAGUUGACACGGUAUCAUUCUUUAGCAGAUAUGAGGUUUCAAGUUGUUUGUUGUAUGUUGUUACUGUUGAAGGUAUUGGGCAUUAGAAUCAUACACAAUAAACUGACUAUAGAAAGGCCAAAGUUUAUAUCAAAGUAUACACUCCCUUCAAAUAUCAUGCAGACUUACAUGUGUCAUAGUUUGUAUUUAGAGGUGUAUGUGUAUACAGGCUGAAGGCACUUGUCAUGAUUUUAUUUCGAUAAGUGCGAAAGUUUAGCACUGGAUUAGACAUUCAUGUAUUUUUCCUAGAAGUAAAUGUUAUCGUGCUUGUUCAUCAUCCUUUGGUUGUAUGACACUUUUUGUGGCCUGUGCU